Messenger RNA from Amborella trichopoda, 921 nucleotides. Its product is annotated as DNA repair REX1-B protein. The record is from RefSeq and is a predicted model, not a curated record. Lineage: Eukaryota; Viridiplantae; Streptophyta; Magnoliopsida; Amborellales; Amborellaceae.
AGAGAGAGAGAGAGAGAGCGAGAGAGGCGGCUUUGCUCUUAGAGAGAGAGGCCUUGCUCGUAGAGAGAGAGAGGAAAACCCGUGGUGAAAAUGGAUCCAUCAGAGAAUGGAGCUACAUUAAUGGAGUUAGACGACCAUGGACAGCAAAACCUGCCAUCCACUUUUGAGAAACCCAUUAAAGUAAUUGAUUUGCUUCGAAAGUUUCUCUCUCUUCAACAGAGAAGGGCCGCUGCGUAUGAAAGGCUAAGAAAGGGUUUUGCGGAAUAUAUGGUGAAUGGAAGUGAUGCAACCUAUCAACAACUCUGUAGUGAAAUCACUGUUGAAUUCAAUGAUUGCUCAAAACAAGUUGUUGAAUUGGAGUCUCAGUUUUCAAACCCAUAUUUUUGUCGGGGCGACCUUGCCAGCAUUUUGAAGGCUGUUCAGGCACAAGAAAAACAGAAGUUACACAUGACCGCCAAGAUUCAAGUAUUGAAGAAGGCAGGGCGGCCAUCAGAACGGCUAGUGAGCCACGAACGGUGUAGAUUUGACAGGCCAGCCGAGCAUCGAUGUGUUCACCUCCAUGAGAUCACAGAGGCCUCAGGAACAGAGGAUGCCGAGGUAGAUGCUGCAUAUGAUGAAGCCCUCAAGGAGGCCAUAAGAGGAGUGCAAGACGCUGUUACAAUCAUCAAUGAUCACCUCGAGGAAGUGCAAUAUGAGAUUGAGGCCUUAGAAGCCGAAUAACUCUGGUUACGAUUAUUAACGAGCACCUCGAGGAAGUGCACUGUGAGAUUGAGGCCCCUCAAAGCCAAAGACUUCCCUCUCUCUCUGAUAUAAUGGGUGGUCUUCGUAAAUAUACAUUUUCAGAAUUGGGAAUGUUGUUCUUGUAUUUGUGUACUUGUGAUGAGUUUUGCAGGCCAUUAGAUGUCCAAAAUUUGAUGGAUU